Molecule: messenger RNA, 1740 nt
Organism: Neofelis nebulosa (Clouded leopard)
Lineage: Eukaryota; Metazoa; Chordata; Mammalia; Carnivora; Felidae
Gene: C3H8orf48
Product: chromosome 3 C8orf48 homolog
Exons: 1
Coding region: 506-1405 (299 amino acids)
Source: RefSeq, a predicted model, not a curated record
CAUCCUUGAAUUAGUUCAGAGGCCACCUAUCCCCCGUCGGCCUCAGACAAAUAUUUGACCUCUGAGGAAAAGGAGUUUGUUAGCUUUUCUAAAGGAUUGUCAGAUUUUAUAUUUAAACAGCACUACAGAAGAGCUGCUGGAAAGCAAACACGGUCCGAGCCUUGCACACCCAGUGAGACCUGCGCUUGUCCGCGCAACGCAGAGGCGAAGCUGGGGAGGGCGGGGGAAGAGGAGGAGCUCGGUGCCCGCCGGCACCCACUGCGCAUGACCGCAUGACGCUGCCGCCCCCGUUGCCAAGGCAGCGGGAAGGCGUAGCCCGGAAGGGGAACCUUGCUGAGCGACAGCCCUGAGACUGAUCCCCGGUGCGCUCGGGGCUCGCUAGUUCCUGAGCCAGUUUUGACCGGAACAAAGCCGAUGAACACCCAAGUAUGAUGCAAAGGGAUAGCCAUCUGCACAGAGGAAUUCACAAGAGCCAGGGGAACUGGCCCAAACGGACUUGAGGGCUAUGGCAGACCUUUCUGAGGACACCAUUCCUGAUGAGGUACAGAGUUCCGGUUCAUUCAGCUCCUCUGGAGGACUGCAGCCCUGGCCCCAGGCCUCUGGGAGCAAACCUGCGAGUGGAAAGCCGACCACACUCUUGGAAGACGGAGACAAACAAUCUGAGCCUCCAGACUACAAAAAUAAUGAGGAGAAGUUCAGCAGAAAAUGGAUCAACUAUCUCAAGGGCAAAGAAACUAACUCUGGACAGUACCAACCAGACGCUAAACUUCAGACACAAAGCACUUGGGUAUCCGAUGAAGAACUGAACGCUCGGCAGUCUUUUUGUGCUGUUAAGAUAAGCCUGAUCCAUCGCAGAGCAAACUUGAAGGAGAAAAAGAGCAGCAGACAAAAAAAGCCACAGCUUAGAUUGGUUGCAGAGGCUUCAGAGAUAGAUGCCUUAAACUGUACUGUGCCUGAUGAACUUUUGAAUAGAAUCUACUUAAAAAACAUAAGGACAGCACCAAAACAGGUGGCAACAGCUGAUCAACACAUUUCUUCUCAGUGCCCCAGUUGCAACAGAAAAAGAGCAGAACUGGCUCAAUCGGCCUUUCUGAGACAAAAGAAGACUUUACUGGAGUCACUUCUACUCCAAGAGAAAAUGGAUGAACAUCUUUAUACCAGAGACUUUCUUACCCUUAUUGGAGAUGCACAUCAGGGCCUCCCCAGGCUUUCAGAUGAUCCCAAAAUAAUCUGGAAAAGACUGAAUGAGAAAAGGCAGAUCAGAAACUCUGGUUUUGAAAGGUCAGAUACAGAACAGGUGUGGCAGAAUGAAAACAGUGUUUGUCAUUUACCUUUUCUCCACCACCUGUCCAAACCACUUACGCUAUCCAAACAGGACACCGUGUUUAUUAAUGAUAAUGUGUAAUGUGGAUAAAUGUUUCUGUUGUGUAUUUGAAUAAUCAUCAUUUUUACAGGCACUUUGGAAACCAAUUUAAGACUUUACUAUGUUUUCUUCACAGAUGUGACGACUAAAAACUUUCCAUCCAGUACAUUUUUUCACAUUAUAGAGGGCAACAUUGUAGUUGGUAUACUUGCAAAGUUUUCACAAUCCAGGAGAGAGAUGUUGGUAGUUUAGACUAGGGUUUUGACCAUACCAACAGAAAGAAGUACAGAAGUGUAAGAGAUAGGUAGGAGGUAAUAACAGUCUUUGGUGAAGUAAUGGAUAUGGGAUUUAAUAAAGGGUAAAUGUUAAUAAUGUUA